UCGGUGCGGUGUCGCGGUGAUUUUGAGGAGACAGAAUAGAAAGAGAGAAAGAGAGAGAAAAAGAGAGAGCGAGAGAGCAUGUAUGUUUGAGAGAGGGAGAGUGUGAAAGAGAGAAAGAGAAAAAAACAGGGGGGGAGAGAGAGAGAGAGAGUAGUAGUGAGUAGGCCUUCUGUCUCGUACCAAUUCGCCGAAGGGUGCGAGAGCGUUUCGGUCGGCCCCUCAAAAACGAGAAUCACCCACCGUAGUUAGUUCGUUUGUUCGUUCGUGCCACUUUAUAUAUUAUACUUAGUCCUAUUUCCCUUAUCCGAAGAAAAGUAAAAUAAGUAAGAAAUAGGGUGAACUAAUUGGCAAUACGCGCUUAAGUAUUCGAGUUUUCGCGCGAAAUUUCAAGAUAUCGUGCCUUGUGUGAGAGAAGAAGACGUAAGAAGCAUCCUCGAGUGAUUGCCGCAUCUCGUAAGGCUCUUCUUCGAAGAACCCCGACGACCGUCCUCGAUAGAGGACGGAAGAUAAGUUCCGACAUGUCGGCGUUGAGUACCAGCUCUUAUAGACCUGGAAUAAUUCUUUGCUUGGUGAUCUUCCUGGUCUCGCAAUCUACCCAUUCUGCUCCAGUAUACGAUCAGGAUACCACACAAGUUGCAGAGUACGAUGGAGGUGCAACCGGCUGUUAUUACAACUUUCAACAUUACCAGGAAGGUGACAGAAUCAUAACGAACGAGCCAUGCCUGAACUGUACAUGUCAUAAUCGAAUGUUGAUGUGCUAUUUGAGAGUUUGUCCCUUCUCGAAAGCCAUUGGACAAGACUGUACGGUAGAAAAAAGACCUGAUCAAUGUUGCCCUGUAAUCACUUGUCCGGAAGUACCGGUGCAAUUGCUUACAUCGACUACCAAUACUCCAGCAUUAUCUGACUCAACGGAAGUUGGCUUCCAUGAUAAUUAUGGAUGCAAAAUGGAUGAUCGAUUUUAUCCAGAUGGUGCCCAAUUACCAAUCGAUUAUCAAUCGAAUCCUUGCGAGCUUUGCUACUGUAUUAGGAACAGAACCGCUUGCGUUAUACAGCAGUGCACACUACGCGUGGCAGGAUGCAGACCUGUCUACAAAUCGGGUGUAUGUUGUCCGGUUAAGUACGACUGCGAAUACGACGAAGGACUUGAAACUACGGUUGGACCUGGCCUCAUCAUGACUACUACAAUUGCUCCUGGUGCAGCACCACAGUGUUAUUACGAAGGUAAAGUUUACGAGGACGGCGACUUGAUUUACUCGACACAACCUUGCCAACACUGCUACUGCUUCCGUGGCGAUAUUGCUUGCGCCGUUCAAGACUGUGGAACACCAAUGAAAACGCAUGGAAAGAACUGCACUGCUCUUCCUCCGCCAGAAGGAGAAUGUUGUCCGACCACGUAUCAGUGUGAAGACGAUGGUCUUAAAGGAAUAAUAACCAUACCAGAAGGUAUGGAACAAACUUCUGAAAUUAGUCAAGUACAACCAAUGGUAACCAUUCCGGAGAAUAUUGAAGCGGCAGAGAAGCAAGAACACGAAGUUACGAGUGAAUCAUUCAUUGGUGCCGACAACGCAAUUCCACAAGAUCAUGAAAUUAAAGUAGAACAAACUGAAGAGCCUGUUAAAGCUGAUAAAUCUGCGGAGGCAACAGAGAAAAAUGAUAUUCCUGAAUCUGAAAUGACCCAUGGUUCAGAAGAAAUAACUAUUCCCGGAGAACACGAAACGAAACCGACUCCUGUAGAUGUGCCUAGUAUAGAAAUUAAGCCAACUGAGGAAACACAAAUUUACCAGGAUCAAAAAACAGAGACGCCUACCUUGAUAAAAGAAACUGAAGAACAUACUUCGAUUGAACAAACUGAGACGCCUCUUUCAACAGAAAAGAUUAUAGUGCCUAGCUAUACGGACACAUCCGAAAUAUCUUUUGUUCCAGAAAAUACCGAAAACGUUACCACCAUUGAAAAAACUGAACCAUCCGUUACUGGAAAAGAAACUGAAGUUCCUAUUAUUAUAGAACAAUCAGAAAGUUCGUCCGUUAAAUCAUUCGAAGGUGAACAAGAACCAGCUGAGGUUUCGGUAACCGAGAACAUCCCAACAUCCCAAUCGUCUGUAGAAGGAUUAAACAUAGAAACAGAAACUUCAACGGCAGAACAAGAAAUUGAACAACCGGAAAGUACCAAAGAAAGUGUCACUGAAGAAGAACAACCAAUAACGACUGAAGGUCUAGUGAAAACAGAUGAAUUAACUGAAUCUUCAAUUAGUGAACAAGAACAUACUGAGAGUUCAUAUGAAUCUGUACCACCGAAAGAAACGACCGAUGCUCAGGAACCAAUUGAAGAAUCUGGAAAAUCAACCGAGACAAUAGUAUCUACUGAAGAAGUGUCGGAGAAAACUAUGGAAACAAUUGACCAAGACGAAAGUAUAAAAACUAAACCAGUUGAAAACAAAGAACAAGCAAUUCUUGAGACGAAAGAAACCGGAGUUCCGCAAGAAGUCACUACAUCAAAACUAGAAGAAUUUACUACAUCAAAAUCAGAAGAAGCUACUACAUUAAAACUAGAAGAAGCUACUACAUCAAAAUCAGAAGAAGCUAUUGCAUUGAAACCAGAAGAAGCUAGUACAUUGAAACCAGAAGAAGCUUCUACAUUGAAACCAGAAGAAGCUUCUACAUCGAAACCAGAAGAAGCUGCUACACCAAAACCAGAAGAAGCUACUUCAUCGAAAUCAGAAGAAGCUAUUGCAUCGAAACCAGAAGAAACUAGUACAUUGACACCAGAAGAAGCUAGUCCAUCGAAACCAGAAGAAGCUACUACAUUGAAACCAGAAGAAGCUACUUUAUUGAAAUCAGAAGAAGCUACUUUAUCGAAAUCAGAGGAAGCUAGUACAUCGAAACCAGAAGUAGCUAGUACAUCGAAACCAGAAGAAGCUGCUACAUCGAAACCAGAAGAAACUACUACAUCAAAACUAGAAGAAGUUCCAACUGAAGAAAUAACUACACCACCUUCUUCAGAAGUGAAACUCGUUACAUCUGAAAAAUCUGUUGAAGUUAGCGAAUCAGAAGAACUUAAACCUGCCGAAGUUACUACCAAUUUACCACAGGCUCAAGAAACUGAACAACAAUAUCCAUCUUCAGAAGCCGGUACAGAGAAAAAUCCUGAAAUUUCAGAACCAGAAUUAGGGUUGAAAGAUAAACUCCCACCUCUUGCUCCUAAAAAAGAUGAUUUUGGCCUAUCUAAAGAUGAAAUUAAUCAACAGACUGCUAUCGAAGAACAGCAUGAAACAGAAAAAGACAAAGAAAUUUCUGAAAUUACUCCAGGAUAUAAAGCAGAAGAUAAGGAAUCUAUUCCGGAAAUCUAUUCAGAAAGUAACAUUGAUACUAAGAAACCAGAAAUGCAUGUCCCUGAAAGUCUUGUAACGGAAAUUCCAGAGAAAGUGUUUAAGUCUGAAACAGAUUUGAUUCCUCAAAGUGAGACGUCUACUGAAUACGCAGAAAAUAAAGUAACAACUGAAAUAAAAACAGAAGAACCUAUUCUUCACGAAGUGACAUCUGGUCAAGAAGAAGUAUCUGCUGUUGAGAUUACUUCCGUUUCUUCAGAUACUAAAACUAGUGAACCUCAGAUUCCUACAGAAUCACAAACUAUACAAGAAGAACUUCAAUAUACUGAAAAAUCAAUCGUACCUGAAGAUUAUAGCACGGGCACAUUGAGUCCUGAAGUUCCAUCGACUGAAAAAAUAACUACCGUUGAAGAAUUACCAGCCAAAGGUCUUACUAUAAUAGAUUCUGGAGAAACUUCUUCGGAAGAAGAAACUUCUGACAUCUCUAGUGACAGUGAAGAAGCAGGAAAAGAACAAUUUAAUGAAGAAGAAGGUGAAAGCGAAGAUAAAUUACAUAAACCAUCUUCUGAAGAAAUCUCGACCGAAAGUUCUAUUUCUGAACAAGAGUCAACAAGCGGUCAUACAAUGUCUAGUACAGAAGAAACACAAGUUACUAUCAAAGAAACGGAACAAAAAGAAUCUACAGAAACUUCUGAAGUAAGUGAGCCAAGUGUAAUACAAACUGCAAGUGUUACAGAUACUUCAGUUGAAGUACCUGUAACAGAAGCUCCAGAAGAAGUGCAAACGGUGAAAACAACCGAACAAACUGCUGUAAGUGAAGAAGAAACUAUUGCUUCAGAAACUCCGAGUGAGGAAAGUACAACAAAGAAAACGGAAGAAGCCUCGACAGAAAAACACAUUCCUGAAGUACCUGAAAUUACUGAAAGUACCAUUCCAGAACAAUCGGUUAUUCCAGACAACAAACCAACAGAAAAUGUUGAACAAAUGGAAGUACAGACAUCGGUACCUUCUAUAAUCGAAGAAGAACCUUCCAUAACAGAAAAAUCAACAGAAAUCCCUUCAUUAGUUGAAACGGAACAUAAAUCGACUAUUAUUCCUGAAGAAACUUCGACUCAAAUAUCUGAAGAAGAGAACAAAUCUGAAAAGAUACCCACAAAAGAAGAAGAAAUUACAGAGGGAACAUUAAUAGAAACACAAAUGACCGAAAAAUCAAUCACUGAAGAAGAAUCAAAGGAAGAAACGGAGACUAAAUCUUCCGUUACUGACAAAUACGUAACAGAAACUUCAACUGUAAUAGGCAAAGGUGCAGAAGAUCUUAGUAAUCAAUCAACUGAAACUAUAAGCGAAGGUGGUGAAGAGGAAAUUCAAAAGCCAUCCUUUGAAGAAAAAAUAUCUACUGAAGCUACUGUCGAAGAAGAAAAAGAAGUGACAAAGGUUAUUACUGAGAAAAUAACAACACAAAUUUCAAUUACUGAACAACCUGAAGUAUCUACUGUGAUUUCAACAGCUGAGCAAAAUGUUUCUGAAGAUAAAACAACAGAAAAAUCUUUCGAACAUCCUAUAAUAAGCGAAUCAACUACUGAAUUUAUUAGCGAAACAGUACAUCCUGUAAGUGAAUUGGAAGUGCCAACGAAACCUCAAACUGAAGAAGAACAACAUACAGAAAUCAUUUCAGUGACAAAAGAAUUAUCUACUGAAACUCCAAUACAGCAGGAUGAGUCUACGUCCAUUGAACCAAUUUCUGAAGAACCAAAAGAAAUCUCAAGUACUAUUAAAAUAUCUGGUGACGUCAGUGAAACUACGCCGCAACCAGAAGAAUCAUCUGUGGAACCAACCGAGGCUGUGACUGCUGUUGAAUCAUUUACAACAACCAAAGAACAAGACACUGAAGAACACACCAAAGGCAUUUUUGAAGAAAAACCAAGUGAAGAGGAGAAACAUGAAUUGCCCAGUUCUGUUGAGACAUCGACGGAAGUACCAGCAGUAAAAGAAACGUCAGAAAUACUUGAGACGGAAGAAAAACUUCACGAAACAACAAUAAAAAUUGACGAAGAGAAAGCAACUACAGAACCUAUCGAAACACAUGAAAAACAAUCAACAAUUACGCCUUACGAAGAGGAAACAACUGCAGUAGAAUUAACAUCCCCAUCAUCGGCAGAAACUGAGGUACCAUCCAAAAAACCGAUUGAACAUUCAACUGAACAAGAGUUUACAAAUGUUACAGAAGUGAUGCCAACAAAUGAAAUAACUGAAUCAGAAGAAUCCAAACCUACACAUCCAGAUAUACCUGGUGAAGGUAAUUGUCUUGUUGAUGGGCAAUCUUAUAGUAAUAAUUCGGCAAUACCUCCCGUGAAUCCUUGUCAAUUAAGUUGUCAAUGCAUAAGUAGUAUCAUACAAUGUGAACUUAUGCAGUGUUCACCACCUCCAACUCAUCUGUCUAACUGUAUGCCAGUACAUGCAAGUGGAUCUACAUGUUGCCCAAUAUAUACAUGUGACUCAACUCCUACAGUGGAAUUAGAAGCAGACAAUCAUAUAAUUGAACAUCAAACUCUGAAGUAUGAAGAAGAAGAAGAGCCAAAGCAUACAACUUUAAUCCCCAAGGUUACAGAGAUUCCAUCAGCACCUAGCGAUCAUACAGUUGAAGAAGAAGGCCAAGAACAUGUACCACCUCCACAUAUUGUACCAGAUAAUGAAAGUGAAACAAGAAAAGAAAUGCCACCAGUAGAAGAACAGGUAACUGAUAAACCAAUAACAUCUAUUAGUGAAGAAUCCACAAUUACUGAAGAACAUAAAACAUCAGAAGAAGUUCCGUCAAAAGAAACUUCUGACGUAACUCCAGAUGAACAAUUUACAGUAUCUACAUUAUCAACUACUACACAAAAAAUUGAGGAAGUUACUGAACAAGAAAAAGGAAUAGUUAAACUUCUUCCUUCUACCGAUGAAUCAAUUGUAGAACAAACUACAGAAAAAGAGUCAUCAAGUUUCACUGUUGAAAAUGUACAUGAUACAGAAAUUGUAACACAUACAUCAGCUCCUGUUACUGUAGAAACGGAAACUACUGUUUCAGUGGAAGAAUCUGAAAAAAUACCUGAAGAGAAACAGGAAACAAUUAUACCUACUUUACCAAAAGAAACAACUGAACAGGAAGAAACCAUAAGCGAAUCUUCCGUACCUAGUGUCUCUGAACCAUCUAAUGAAGUAACAAAAGGACAAUUUGAAGAAUCUGAAAAACCGGGAGAUGUUCAAGAAGUAAGCACGUCUACUGAACAUGGCAUUACUGCUAUUGAAGAAGAAAUAACACAAAGUACAGAAAUUGAAGGACAAACAGAAACAGAAAUAGAAUCAACUGAAGAGAAAAAGCCAGAAGAACAAACUGAAGUAACAUCUGAACGUCCAGCUGAACAAGAAUCUACAGAUAUUAAUAAAUUAAUAACAACAAGUGAAAUAACUCCUCAAGUAUCUGAAGAAAUAGAAACUAAGCCAAUUGAACAUAAGACAGUAGAGACUGAAAGCGAAACUUCAAAUAUAAAUACAUCAGAAUCCACUGUAGAAACUUCUACGGAGAGUCAAUCACUCAAUACAGACGAACAAACCGAUAUUUCUGAAACUGCAACUACAACUGAAAGUAAAUCUGUAUCAAGUGACGAAAGAAUAACUACACCUACUAGUGAGAGCAGUCACUCUACGGAAAUUCCAGAAGGUGAGAUUUCACACGAAGACAAAGACAAAACGUUAGAGCAGACUACAAAAUCUAUUCUUGACUCUACCGAAACACCGACACAACAACCUAAAGAUCAAACUGAUGUUCCUAUAGAAUCCGAAACACAAGCAGUUGUACAUACAGAAGAAACACCGAAACCAGAAAUAUCAGAAGAAACAGAAAGCAGUACUUCGACAAAGGCAGGACCUAUCGAACCUAGUGUUACUGCAGAAAGUGAAACUUAUGUACCUCCCAUAGAAGAAACUACAGAAUCAAUAAUUUCAGUAGAAACUCAAACAUCAACGUUUGAAAAACAUGAAGAAAAUGAAGGAAUAACCGAGAAAUCUGAGUCAGCACAGGAAGAAGAAAAACCAUUAGAAGUUACAACGAAAAAGGAAGCUUCUGAACCUACCGAAGCUGCUAUAACAGAACAGAGUAUGCCUUCGAUUGAUCUUACUACAGCUACUAUAGAAAAACAUGUAACGACAAUAGAAGAACAGACUACCAAAUUUGAGGAAGAACCAACUAAAGGACAAGAACAAACAACUCUAUCAACUUCUUCGCUAGAAGAGGAAGUAUCUGAAAUCACUACAUUGGGAAAAGAAAAUACUAGUGAAAGUAUUCCAAUUGAAAGAGAACAAACGGAAGAAAAAACAACUGAAGAAAUAAGUCAAAGCGCCAUUCCAGAAGAACAAACUAUUUCACCAGGCAUGUCAACAACUCAUGUUGAAGAGGGCCAACAACAACAUGAGAUCACUCAGAAGCCUCUCGAAACAGAAGCAACAACCUCUGCAAGUAUUACCGAAGCACAACCUACCUUACCUCUAAGCGAAACAACAGAGCAGCAUCCAGUCGAAGAAGCUUCUCUUGGCGAUACAGUUUCUUCCACAGAAAGACCAGAAUCAACAUCUGAUGUAACAGAACAGGUUGAGCAAGCUGAAGAACAAAAGCCUAAAGAUGAAGAAGAAGUGCAUAAAGAACAGACAACUGAAAUUUCUGAAGUUAGUGAAAUGACUGAAACAAUUCAGAUAGGUCCCAUUGAAGAGCAAACUGUCGGUGAAGCAGAAGAACAUUCUGUAACUCCAAUCAAAGAAGAAAAAUUAGAAACACCAGAAAGUACGGAAAGUAUUUUGAUAACAGAACAAGUACCAUCAGAAGAAACCGCUGUAACAGAUCAUACUAUAUUUGAAGAAAAAGCAACAACGAUAUCAAGUACACACACUGAAACAGUUCAACAUACAGAAGCACCUGUAACUACUGAAGAAGCUCCUUCCAAAGGUGAAAUAGAAUCAGCAGUGACAAAACUUCAACCAGAAGAAGUAUCUAGCGAAAUUUCGGUUCAAGAGCAGUCUACAACUGAGCCUGUAUCUGAAGAAUCAAUAACUAAAUCAGAAGAAGCACAAAAGGGUGAGGAAAAAAUCACGGAAUCCACUGUUCCAGAAGAAGAACACAUAUCAACAAGUCUUAGCUCGAUAACGGAAGAACCUGAAGAAAAUAUAACAGGAGAGCCAGUUGUAACAGAGCAGCACGAACCAGUUGUAACAGAGCAGCACGAACCAGUUGUAACAGAGCAACACGAACCAGUUGUAACAGAGCANCACGAACCAGUUGUAACAGAGCAACACGAACCAGUUGUAACAGAGCAGCACGAACCAGUUGUAACAGAGCAACACGAACCAGAAAUUUUGCCAGAAAAAGUACCGGAGACAACACAAUUGCCAAUCGAAGGACUCGUUACAAAGUUACAGCCUAUAUCUACUGAAGCAUCAUUAGUUGAAACUUCUGAAGAAAUUUUAGAAAAAGAUCACGAAGAAGGUCAAGAAGAAGUACAGCCACACGUCGGUAUUACUGAAUUCGAAUCUUCUUCACAGAGUCCACAGACAGAUGAAUCCGAGGGCCAGUUAACUAUCGGAUCGAGUGAAGAACAUUUACAACCGGUCAAUCAUACCACUGAAACUGCUGAAGAACCUGACAAGCAAAUUUUGGAGGAGCAUCAUGUGACAAGCACUAGCACUAUAGCACCUCAAACAGGCGCAGAAUAUCCUGAACCAUCUGUGUCCGGUGAAGAUAAUCCUCACUUCCCUAUGCACGGUGGUAGUUACCUUAAUCCUGAUGAAGAUUACGAUGAAGAUGAUCAGGCGAUUUAUGGUCCAGGCACUUGUAGAUAUGGUGGAAAAGUUUACAUGUCUGCUCAACAAAUACCAAGAGAUGACCCAUGUGAUUUCUGCUUCUGCUUUAGAAGUGAUAUUAUCUGUCUCCAGCAAAGUUGUCCACCACCGAUACCAGGAUGUCACGAGGAACCUAUCAGUGGUUUCUGUUGUCCUCGAUACGAGUGUCCCGUAUCGAUGGCUACGUCUCUUAACAUUACCACAACUACAACUACAACUACGACGACAUUACCCCCACACUUUUUAACGCACGCCUACAAAGGUGCUGCGAAACGAAACGGAUGUCAAAUUCGUGGUCAAGCAUAUAGCGUAGGCGAAACAAUUAAAUCUGCGUCCGGUCCAUGCCUUCAUUGCACUUGCGGAGGUGACGGCAACAUGAAGUGCGACCCACGAGUAUGUUCUCCGGAACCAAUGUUGAGGCAAAUGAUAGCUGCGGCUACAGCCAGGAGAAGGAGAUGAGCCGUUCGUAAUGGUCCCCUGGAUCUAUCCCGACGAAGAAACGAAUACGAGGGAGCCAUGAAGAAAGUGUUGUAUAAAAGUGAAUUAAAAUUAUUCUAAACUAAAAUAUACCUAAACGUCGCAGAACACAGACAAUAACGUGCUUCGACGUUCACGAACCGAGUGGCCAAAACGUAAACAUUUAUAUUAUAUAAUAAUAUUAUAUUAUGUUAUAUAUAUAUAAAUAUAUAUAUAAAAAAAAAAGCAAAAAGAGAAAUGAAAGACAGACAAGAGCAGAUGGGAUGAAGUCAAAAAGGACAAAUAGAGGAUUUUAAUUAACGUAGUGAGGCGCGUUUCCGGUGCCAAAAACGUGGCGGAUGAAAAAUGUACUCACGAAGGAGGAAGUUUCAACGAAACAGGGAAAAACUGGAUAAAGGAAAAGGAUAAUAUUUUAAGAAACACCACUUUCGUGUUGGUUCCAUACUCAUAUUUCAUUCUACGUCUCCUGCCAUUUCUUACAAAAAAAAAAAAAGAAAGGAGAAAAAAAAUCGUAAAACAAAAAUUACUUAAGAAAGAGAAAAAAAAAAAAUAGAAAAAACCAUUAAAAUUUACGACUGUGCCUUCGUCAGUGUCGUCGAGAGCGACAUUAUUUUCAUUUAUAGCGGGGCAACUGCGGAACAGCAACAUUAGUGAAAAUCAUUAGCAUCAUUCUCCGAAGAAUUCUAACAACAUCAAUUGAUGUUAGGGUACUAGCGGUGAACGAAUAGAAGAAACAGAAUAUUUUUAAUUUGAAUAAACGAACUUCGUACAGUGACUUUAUAAUAUACACUGGAAUCGUAAGAUGAAUAUUUUUUUAUGCUCUCAAUUCGUUUUUAACUAAUGAAUACGUUCGAAAGCAAAGUCGUAAUCACUUUUAUACACAUAGUCGCACAGGGCAUAAUAUUCCUCGUACGAUUCGUCCGCGUGAGAUCGAAAAAUCGAAAAUAUAAGCGUUAAACGUUUUUUUGCCGCGCACGUCGCUCUUGUAAUACCAUUGUAAGAAGUUAAAACUUUAGCGAUUAAAGAUGGUGUGAACUAUUCGCGAUCGAUGAAAAAAUCUUUAUCGAGUUUUGGCUGCCGCGUGUCGUGCUCAAAUGAUUGGUCCACAUAUACUCAUGUAUGCGAACGUCUACGAACAUUUGAAUACGCUGGAAAUGGCACUUAUAAAAAAAAAUAAUCUUUAUAUAUUAAAAAAACAAAGUGAAAAUUUCUUAUCUUGUAAAAAAGAAAGAAAAUAAUGAAAAAAGUAAAGAUUCGAAAGAACGGUGCCAUUUUCUUACGUAUCCUAUUGUGCGUGCAGAUACGUGCGUGUGUGUGUGAUCAGUUGGUACAUAUAUAUAUAUACAUACACGCGUGUAUAUGUAUAUGUGUAUAUAUGUAUAUUAAAUAAUAAAAAAAUGGAAAAAAUAGCGCACAAAAGGUAGACGGAAGUUACGUGCAAACUCAAAGCUUAAACAAGCAGCUCGCGCGGAGGACCGAUUGAAGAUUUGCUUCUCCGGCGAGCUGGCAUUAUACAUAUAUAUAUAUACAUAUAUAUACAUAUAUAUAUAUAUAUAUAUGUAUAGUAUA
This is a messenger RNA of Polistes dominula (European paper wasp), 11240 nucleotides long. RefSeq lists its product as uncharacterized. Gene Ontology annotation, molecular function: protein binding. Gene Ontology annotation, cellular component: extracellular region. NCBI's taxonomy places the organism in Eukaryota, Metazoa, Arthropoda, Insecta, Hymenoptera, Vespidae. The record is from RefSeq and is a predicted model, not a curated record.